This is a messenger RNA of Coffea eugenioides, 1145 nucleotides long. RefSeq names its product chromatin remodeling protein EBS-like. Gene Ontology annotation, molecular function: chromatin binding. The transcript is spliced from 5 exons. Bases 353 to 1126 code for a protein of 257 amino acids. Lineage: Eukaryota; Viridiplantae; Streptophyta; Magnoliopsida; Gentianales; Rubiaceae. The record is from RefSeq and is a predicted model, not a curated record.
AUCAACUCCUAUCCAAGCACCCACCCGACCAAGUCUCAUUUCUUCCGACCCCUCUCCUCCGCCUUCUAUCUCUUUCUCUCUCUCCGUUUCCCCCUAUUUUCCAGCAACUAGGGUUUCUGCUUCCCUCUUCACUGCUCUAUUUCCCAUAAACCCAGCAAGACUUCUCAGUCUUCGGCUUUUCUCAGUAUUGUCCAAGCCUUUUAACCCGAAAAUAAACAUAAAAAACCAUUUUUCAUAUUUUUCUCAGUCCUUUUCGUUUUCCUACUUACUGAUUUUCCCAGAAAAAAAAUUUAUCAUUUUUCAGGGUUUUUGAGUAGUCAAAGCUAAAGGGCUCCUACUGAAACUGAGAGUUAUGGCGAAGACUAAACCUGGGAAGAAGGACCUGGAUUCUUACUAUAUUAAGGGCACCAACAAAGUUGUCAGACCUGGAGAUUGUGUCUUGAUGAGGCCAUCAGAUCCCGAUAAGCCCCCAUAUGUGGCACGAGUGGAGAAGAUUGAGGCAGACCAUCGAAACAACGUGAAAGUCCGGGUAAGGUGGUAUUACCGGCCUGAGGAGUCUAUUGGGGGUCGCAGACAAUUCCAUGGGGCCAAGGAACUUUUCCUUUCAGACCACUACGAUGUGCAGAGCGCUCACACCAUUGAAGGAAAGUGCAUUGUGCACUCAUUCAAGAAUUACACCAAGCUCGAGAAUGUGGGUGUUGAAGAUUACUUUUGUAGGUUUGAGUACAAAGCAGCCACUGGAGGCUUCACCCCCGAUCGUGUUGCUGUGUAUUGCAAAUGUGAGAUGCCUUACAACCCAGAUGACCUGAUGGUGCAAUGUGAAGGGUGCAAAGACUGGUUCCACCCUUCUUGUAUGGGCAUGACUAUUGAAGAAGCAAAGAAGCUGGAUCAUUUUUUGUGUUCUGAUUGUUCGUCUGAUGAUGAUGCAAAGAGGUCUUUGAACUCAUUUCCUGUUUCACCAUCUAUUGAGAAGUGGAGCCUAAGCGCAGAAAGAGAUGACAGGUUGAUCUUGUUGAACUGCGGGGAGAGGCUCAUUUUCGCGUUUAGCUCCAGAGUUUGUUGUUGUGUUGUUGAAUUGUACAGUGAAGAAAAAGAUACUGAGUGUGUUUGGAUUGAGAUGAUUUGAGAUAAAAUAAUUUGCUUCA